Messenger RNA from Penicillium pulvis, 1518 nucleotides. Its product is annotated as sugar porter family MFS transporter. The transcript is spliced from 5 exons. Gene Ontology annotation, cellular component: membrane. Gene Ontology annotation, biological process: transmembrane transport; carbohydrate transport. Bases 1 to 1518 code for a protein of 505 amino acids. The record is from RefSeq and is a predicted model, not a curated record. NCBI's taxonomy places the organism in Eukaryota, Fungi, Ascomycota, Eurotiomycetes, Eurotiales, Aspergillaceae. Gene Ontology annotation, molecular function: carbohydrate:proton symporter activity.
AUGAUAUCUAUCAGACAAACCAAACUGAUUCGGCCACCUCCCGGUACCGAUCACCUCCAAAUCCGGGUCGGUAGCACGAAUUAUCUCUAUGCGGUCACGGCCUUUGUGUCCCUUGGAGCCUUUCUUUUUGGAUACGACCAAGGGGUAAUGGGUGUGAUCGUAGCGGAUCAACGAUGGAUUGAUCUGAUGCAACCGAAGAACUCGUGGGUUACUGGCAUGGUUGUUUCCUUAUACGAUGUUGGAUGCUUUUUUGGGGCCAUGUCACUCGGAUACCUUGCAGAUCCAAUUGGACGUGAGCGGACCCUGGCGGUUGCUUGCUUUGUUUUCAUCGUUGGCGCUGUCCUCCAAGCGUCAUCAUACUCAAUUACACAGAUCACAAUCGGUCGAGUGAUUCUAGGAUAUGGCGUGGGCGCAUGCGCUGGUGGUGUUCCUCUCUACGUGGCCGAGCUUUCUCCACCGGAUAUCCGCGGCCGAAUUGUCGCCAUUGAACAAAUGAUUCUGUGCCUGGGAGAGCUGGUUGCAUUCUGGAUGAACUAUGGGAUUAAUUUCCUUGAAACAGGUGACUGGUGGCGCAUUCCAUUAGCCAUUCAAAUAUUACCAGCCGUGAUUCUUGCUCUCGGGUGCUGGUUCUGGCUUCCUCCCAGUCCCCGAUGGUUGGUCAGUCAAGACCGAAAAGAGUGUGCAAAAGAGGUUCUCACAAGACUUCACGGAUCCGAGGCAGCUGAUCUUGAAUUGUUGGAGAUUCAGGCUUCGAUUGAUUUUGAGCACACUGUCAGCAAGGCGACUUGGAAAGACAUGUUCACCAAGCCCGUGUUGCGAGUAACUCUUUUGGGAAUGGGCGUCCAAUUCCUCCAGCAGAUUACAGGGACUAACUCUAUUCUCUACUACACCCCAUCUUUAUUCAAACGCGGAGGAAUUAAGGACCCGCGCACCGCAAACCUUGCAACGGGAGGCGUGGGUAUUGUGUUAUUUGUCUUCUCUUGGGUGCCAAUCUUUUACUUUGAUCGAUUGGGCCGGAAGACUUGGCUGCAGAUUGGAACCGUCGGAAUGAUGGGGGCCAUGAUCGGAAUCACAGUGCUGCAGUGGUACGCCGAGCACCACCCGGAUGACAGCGCAAAUUAUACCAUCAUCGUAUUCCCAUAUCUGUUCUAUAUGUUUUUCAAUAUUAGUUGGGGCGUUGGGUCAUGGACGUAUGCGGCCGAGAUCUUCCCCGGCUCUAUGCGGGCAAAGGGCAAUGCUCUCACCACCGCAUCACUUUGGGCGGCGUGCUACAUUGUGGCACAGGCAAGUCCACCUAUCGGUGAUGCUAUUGGCUGGGGGUUGUACAUCAUAUACUCUGCCAUCUGUGUCAUUGCUUUCUUCUUCGUGCGAUACUGUCUAGUGGAAACUCGGGGGCGGUCACUCGAGGAGAUGUCCCGACUAUUCGGUAUCGAAACCAGGUUGGCCGAGCGCAGUGCCGUCAAUAAGAUGGCCAUCGAAGAACACGUGGAGAACGUGGGUUCGUCCUCUCGCGGCUAA